Molecule: messenger RNA, 510 nt
Organism: Mycotypha africana
Lineage: Eukaryota; Fungi; Mucoromycota; Mucoromycetes; Mucorales; Mycotyphaceae
Exons: 5
Biological process (GO): ubiquitin-dependent protein catabolic process
Cellular component (GO): endoplasmic reticulum
Molecular function (GO): ubiquitin-like protein conjugating enzyme binding; ubiquitin protein ligase activity; metal ion binding
Source: RefSeq, a predicted model, not a curated record
GAUAUGUAUCGUAAUGGCGGCGGCUUUUAUGAAUGCAACAUAUGUUUUGACACAGCUAUGCAUCCCGUUCUAACACUAUGUGGGCAUUUAUUUUGUUGGUCAUGUUUGGCUCAAUGGUUAAAUGCACAAUCCAGGAAUCCUACUUGUCCAGUAUGUAAAGCAGGUUGUGGAAAGGAUAAAGUUAUACCCAUAUACGGUAGAGGAAAAGAAGAAAAAGAUCCACGAAACGAUCCUUCGAUACCUACAAGACCGGCAGGUCAAAGGCCUCCACCAUUAAGAGACCCAAAUAGACCUGCUACAUCUUUUUUUGGACCUGCUUUUAUGGGAAAUACAUUUAACAAUAGAGGAGGAAUGUCAAUAUCUGCAGGUUUUGGCUUCUUUCCGUUAGGCGUUACAUUUAAUAUACCAACUGGUGCUCCAAAUAACCAGCCAACAACUCAAGGUGCAUUUAUGUCAAGAUUGAUUAUGAUGCUGUUGAGUUUAUUGGUGGUUGCUAUUAUAUUUGCUUAA